GCUAUGGACUGCUCUAUUCGUGAGGAACGUCGGAUAAGCGCCAGUCUUGAUACGAAGCUGUACGUGCUUUACGUGGUUAUCGAGUGUCGAGCGAACUUAUUUGUCGGAGUAAUUUCUUCUUCCCAAACAACGGCAAAAUCGCACGUUUCGUGAUUUAUCGAAAUACCGUAUCGCGAUACAGAGCACAGUGUACCGAUCGUUGACCAUACCAAACGGCAAUCACGAAGUUGCUUGAGGGUUCUGCCACCGGUUACGACGAGGGGUGGACCAUGAAGACAUCCACACUGUCGUGUAGUGAUUUGAUCAAACAAGAGCAUGUGCAUUUGUCCGCAGAUACGAGAUGCCUGCAAGGACCUCGUCCUGUCCGACGAGCAGCUCAGGCUAGUCAUGCAAAAGCUCACCGACGAGAUCAACAGAGGCCUGUCCAGUGAGACUCACGACGAUGCGAUCGUCAAGUGUUUCACUACGUACGUGCAGGACUUACCGAACGGCACCGAGAAGGGUAACUUUUUGGCGCUAGAUCUGGGCGGCACGAAUUUCCGGGUGUUGCUGAUCACGUUGGAUGGCCAAAGCUUCGAUAUGAAAAGCAAGAUUUAUGCGAUACCCCAAAGCCUGAUGCUGGGCACGGGGACCCAGCUAUUCGAUCACAUCGCGCAAUGUUUGGCACUGUUUGUAAACGACCUAAAACUGCAAAACGAGGUGUUGCCCUUGGGCUUCACAUUCAGCUUUCCGCUCAAUCAGCACGGACUGACGAACGGCAAUCUAGUGAGGUGGACCAAGGGAUUCAACUGUAGUGGCGUGAUCGGUGAGAACGUGGUCGCGCUUCUCGAAGAAGCGAUCGACAGAAGGAAUGACGUCAAGAUUGACGUGUGCGCGAUCCUGAACGACACCACCGGCACUCUAAUGUCGUGCGCUUGGAAGAAUCGUAACUGCCGGAUCGGCUUGAUCGUUGGUACCGGGAGUAACGCCUGCUACGUCGAGAAAACGAAGAAUGUGCAAUGCGCGACCCCGGGUAAUUACGCCGCGCACAAGCCCGACAUGGUAAUCAACACGGAAUGGGGUGCUUUCGGCGAGGGCGGUGUGCUGGAUUUCGUUACGACCGAGUUCGACCGUGCCAUCGACGAAAAUUCCAUCAACUCGACGAGGCAGCUGUUUGAAAAAAUGAUUUCGGGCAUGUACAUGGGCGAACUGACGAGAUUGGUCCUCGAGAAGCUCGUCGACGCCGGUCUUCUGUUCGGCGGCAAGUGUCCCAGUGACCUCAGAAAGCGUGGCAAGUUCUUCACGAAAUACGUCUCCGAGAUAGAAAACGACCCUAAGGGCAAGUAUACGAAUUGUCGCGAUGUGCUGGCCGAAUUAGGACUGCGGAACGUGAGUGAUCAAGACUGUGAGAAUGUGAGGUAUGUGUGCUCGGUAGUGUCGAGGCGGGCGGCGUACUUGGUGAGCGCGGGAAUCGCGGCACUUCUGAAUAAGAUGGGCGAGAAUGACGUCACGGUAGGCAUCGACGGCUCGGUGUAUCGCUACCAUCCGCACUUUCACGAUCUUAUGGUAGCCAAGAUCGGUGAACUCCAGAAUUACAAGUUUGACCUGAUGCUCUCGGAAGAUGGCAGCGGCCGUGGUGCAGCACUCGUCGCCGCAGUGGCGUCGCAGAAUCGGUGAAGGCGCUUCCGAUCGGUAGCGAGAUAGCCUCAAUUCAAUGACAUGUAACAGAAAAACAAACAAACAAAAUGGACAAUGGCAAAUGCGGCUGCAGCACCAGUGAGCUCUAUCUCAACUGGAAUAUGCGUUACCAUCUCGGAUCGCAUUACGCGGGGUCAAUUGCGGUAUUUUCAUCUUUUUCUAUUUGUACUGUAAGCUCUGUCUCUCUCUCUCUCUCUGUCUCUCUCUCUCUCUUUCCCCCCCCUCCCU
Harpegnathos saltator (Jerdon's jumping ant) is the source of this 1905-nucleotide messenger RNA. RefSeq names its product Hexokinase A (gene Hex-A). Gene Ontology annotation, biological process: carbohydrate phosphorylation; glucose 6-phosphate metabolic process; intracellular glucose homeostasis. Bases 316 to 1656 code for a protein of 446 amino acids. The record is from RefSeq and is a predicted model, not a curated record. NCBI's taxonomy places the organism in Eukaryota, Metazoa, Arthropoda, Insecta, Hymenoptera, Formicidae. The transcript is spliced from 7 exons. Gene Ontology annotation, cellular component: mitochondrion; cytosol. Gene Ontology annotation, molecular function: fructokinase activity; glucokinase activity; ATP binding.